GUCAGAAUACGGCCGCACCACCAGAAUUUGUUGUUUUGCCCAAAAAUACAUCAGCUGAGUCUGGACAGAGUGUUAAAAUGGAGUGUGCAGUAAAUGGGCAGCCACUAGAAAAUGUUCAGAUCACAUGGUACAAAAUCACAAACUCUGGACAGAAACAGUUAAUAGUAAAAAACAGCAAAUAUGAUCUCAGUAAUUAUGAUCGUGUGUUGACAAUCAGUACAGUGGAGGCCACUGAUGCAGGCAUGUUUGAAUGUGAAGGCUCACUUACAGCACAGACAGUUUAUAGCAACAUCACCCAGAGGGCAACUUUGACCGUUUUAGUUCCGCCAGUCGUAUCACAAGUACCUGCACGUCUGCUGAAAGAUUACCAGGAAACUGUUGCCUUACCCUGUGCUGCCCAGGGUUCUCCACAGCCUGAAAUAAACUGGUAUUUCAAUGGCAAGGAAUUAAUGAGCUCAAACAAUACUAGGCAAGUAUUUGUCUUUUUUUUUAAAAUUAAAUUUUCCUGUAUGUACCACAUUGAUGGGAACAACACCUUGUCAAUUGAAAGUGUGGACUCGCCAGAUUCAGGAGUCUACCAGUGUUUUGCUGUUAAUGAAGCAGGAGAAAGUGCCACAUACACAUGGCUCUUGGUCAAUAGUGCUACACCAGCAAUUAUAGAGGCCCCGAAGAAUGCCACUGUGAUCCAACAUGAGGACACUAGCUUCACGUGUAAAGUCACUGGUGGACCUCAACCAGAAGUCUUUUGGAAAAAAGAUGGUGUUAAUGUCACAGUUGGUGGUCGCAUUUUUAAAACACAAGAACAGCUUCUGAUUGGCUCAGUAGAGAAGGCAGACUCUGGGUUGUACUCCUGUAAUGCUGUAAAUAUCAGAGGAGCUGCAUCAGCAAAUGCCAGCCUGAAUGUGAUUAUUAAAACACAAAUCUGUAAACCUCCACAAAAUAUGUCACGGGUUCUAUCCACUGAUGUCAUCUUGGAUUGUGGUGUUUGUAAAGAUGAAUCUGUGAUUCCCUUAUGGACAUGGUAUUUCUAUCCAGCAGCUGAUCCUCAGAAACAGAAUGUCACCUCUGGUGUUGAUGGUGUUCAGAUAUACGCAAAUGGCUCUCUUGGAAUUAGUGGCGUGUUGGGCAAACACAGUGGCAAGUACGAGUGUUUGGUCACGUCUGCUGGUGGUAGUGAUCAAAGGAUUGCAAUUCUGAGUGUCACAGAUAUUCCAUCCAAGCCAUUAGUCACAAGUGUGAUUUUGUAUGAUCAAAUUCCAAACAGUAUCUUGAUAAACUGGACACUUCCCUAUGAUGGAGAUUCUCCUAUAAUUAAGUUUGUCAUAGAGAGCAGACGGGAGACAUCAUCUGGCUCUAGCAUAGACAUCCCUUGGGAAACAGUCAGCAGCAAUGUGAAUGCCAAUCUCCGUUCAGCAGUGAUCACUAACUUACUGCCAUCCAGGCUUUAUCGUUUCCGAGUGAUUGCUGUCAACAGAGUUGGUCCCAGUCUACCCAGUGAAGCAGCACCUGUUGGAGAAGCCAUCAAAAUGCCAGCUCAGCCUCCCAGUGCAGCUCCCUUGAAUUUAUUCUGUGACCCAAGACAGGAAAGAGCCAUUGUUGUCAAAUGGGAGCCACCUCCGGAGACAUCCUGGAAUGGAGAUCUACUAGGCUUUAUGAUCUUUUACAAGGUAAGGAUGAAAGAAUCAAGAAUGGAUGAUACAGCACACAUGCUCUGUCCCCAUUCCUCUGUAGCCAGCAAGGAUGGGAAAGAUGUCCGGGAAACUAGUAUUGACAACCUGGCAUAUAACAAGCGAUACAGAAUCAAAAUUGCUGCUUACAAUGAGAGAGGGCCUGGAGUGAACAGCUCUGAUUUCUUUGUGUCAACAUUGCAGGGUAGACCUGAUUCACCUCCUCUGAAUGUCACUUUGGUGUCACCAACAUCAACUGUGAUAAGAGUGGAGUGGGAUCCUCCUCCAUCAAUACAGCUGAAUGGAGUGAACCAGGGAUAUAAUAUUGAGCUCAGCCAAGAUGGAGACUUCAAGACCAACAUAAGUGUGCGCUUUGAUGAACAGAAUCCCACAGGAAGACAGACAUAUACAAUUUCCAAUUUAAGUAAAUACACUCAGUAUACGAUUCAAAUUGCAUGCAAAACUGGAGCAGGUGUGGGUCCCAAAAGUCCAUCUCAAACAAUACGCACUCUUGAAGAUGUUCCUGGCCCAGUCACAGAACUGAAGAUUGACAAUAUAAGUGACAGAUCACUGCGAGUCAACUGGAAACCCCCUCAGGAACUGAAUGGAGUUCUCCUAGGUUAUGAAGUCAGUAUCCAGGAGAAAAAUGCAAGCCUGAUAGACUCCUUUAAUAGGACUUCAAAUUACACGUCUCACACAUUCAGUAACCUCAAGUAUGAAACUGCAUAUGUUAUCUAUGUACGAGCCAGGACCAAGGUGGGACUUGGACCUGCUAGGACAACUGAGAUUGUUUCUGGUGUACCGCCAGAACUGCCCAAGCCACCAACACAACUUGCAGUGACCAACAUUGAAGCCAGGUCUGUGUUACUGCAGUUUGUCCCAGGUUAUGAUGGCAAGACCUCCAUCACACUGUGGAUAGUUGAGGCUCAGAUAGAUGGCAGCAACAGCUGGAGUCGGAUUUACAACAUCAGUGAUCCAACAGCAGAUCAGAUUACAGUUUACAGUCUCCACCCAUACACAAGCUACAGGCUUCGGAUCAUAGCCCAGAAUAUUGUUGGCAACAGUGUGCCCAGUGAAGCGUGUAACCUGUUCCAGACAAAGCAGGCAGCCCCAGGGAUGCCCCCACAGGAUAUCACUCCAAGAGCCAAUAGCUCAACAUCCAUCAGGAUCCGCUGGAUGCCAGUCCCUCGUUCUGAAUGGAAUGGUGAUUUCCUGGGCUACAAGAUACUUUAUCGAAGAUGGAGCAAAGAUGUUGAUGUAAACACUACAUCCCAGGCAGACUUGGACUUGGUGAGACAGAGUAUUUGGACAGUUGUUGAGUUGAGCAAUGGCAGCAGCAUUCAGGAGUACUAUCUGACUAAGCUGGAGGAGUGGAUGGAUUAUCAGAUACAAAUGCUGUCAUACAAUGCAGUUGGCAACAGCAGUGCAAGUCCAACUCUUUCAGAGAGAACAGAUGAGGAUGUGCCAGCCCAAGGAAAUGUCAUGUCCACAUCGAAAUCAUCAACAACUAUUUUUGUCUCUUGGUCUCCUGUGCCAAUUUUACAGCAGAAUGGAAAUGUUCAGGGUUAUAAGGUAAAGUACAUAGCACUGAGAACUGGGGCUGAGGCCCAGUUCCUGGAAGUUGACGGAGCCAAAAGUCUAAAUGCCACACUGACAGGCCUGCGCAAAUUUACACAGUACAGCAUUCAGGUACUGGCUUCUACUCGUGUGGGUGAUGGCGUUCUCAGUAAUGUCAUCACUGUCAGGACAGCAAGUGAUGUUCCUGGGCCACCAAUAAUCAUCUACUUCCCUCAAGUGAAUGAGACUUCUGCUACAGUGGUAUGGCAGUCUCCAGAAGAACCUAAUGGAGUCAUCAUCAAUUACAAAGUGUCUUACAAACGAAGAGAUGAGCCCAACUCAGUUCUCACAAAUCAAACAAGAGAUCUUCCAGAAACUGUGUUUCAGUACACAGUGAGUGGACUGGCUGCAGAGACCUAUUACGUGUUUUCUGUGCAAGCUAGGACCCAGGACGGAUGGGGUGCUGCUGCCACUGUGGAUGUGUAUACCAUAUCUAAUAGAGAACGGCCUGACCCUCCUGUCAACUUGAGAAUAGACACAUCAGAAGUUCUAGCCAGAUCUGUGAGCAUAAUGUGGGCUCCUGGCAAUGAUAACUUUGGUCCAAUCAGAAACUUCACCGUCCAGUAUCGCAAACAAGGAGACAGCUGGCAGACGGUAGAGGGGACCAUCAAGCCUAAUAUGACAUCAUACACAGUAAAGGGUUUGCAGCCCAAUACAGUAUACUCCUUCAGAGUUGCAGCUGUCAAUGAUAUAGGGAUGAGUGACUUCAGUGCUGCUUCUCAGGAUAUUCGGACAAAGCAAGACAAACCAGAUGGCUCUCCACAAAAUGUGAAAAUUGUGGCUGUCACCAGAACUUCCAUCAAAAUCACUUGGGAUCAACUACAUGAGAGUUUGUGGAACAGCGAUUUCCUACAUGGUUAUUACGUGAGAUACAAACAAGAUAAUGACGAGAAUAUACCCUGGCAAUACCUGUACGCAGAUAGCAUUGAUCUGAUAGUCCCAGACUUAAUGCCAGGACAGAAAUAUACUUGCAAUGUUCUGGCAUACAAUGACCAUGGAGGCGGGCCCUGGAGUCAAGGAGCAUCAGCAUAUUUGGAAAUUGGAACAGAAGCUUUCAGGGAAAGUACAGUUUCUUAUGGUCAGUUCACUGCUACCCUGCAAGAGUUGACAAUGGGUGAGAGGUAUGAAAUUCAAGUUCUUACCGCUAAUGAGGCCGGCCGGGGACCACCAAGUAUUCUUCAAGUUUUUCUAGUGGGCGAUGUUGCUCCAUUUGAUCCACCUUCAGAUGUUAAGGUCACAAACAAGAGUUCUACAGAACUUGAGAUAACAUGGAAACCUCCGCCUGAUGAUAGUACAAAUGGCAAACUGACAGGAUAUAAUAUCCAUUACUGGCAGUCAGCCUCUUCAAAAUGUGAACCUUCAGCUACAACACUUUACUAUGUCAGAGAGACGAGCAUUGUCUUGAGAAACUUGAAACCCUAUACGAUUUACUGUAGUACUGUCCAGGCUCUGAAUAUUGCAGGUGAAGGCCCACAGAGCAAGCCUAUUCCCAUGCAAACAUCCGAAGAUUUACCAAGUGCUCCAAUGAAUGUCAGAUUUCUCAACAUCACCCUGCGGGAAAUGACCAUAGUCUGGGAUGCACCUCGCACACCUAAUGGAAACAUUACUCAUUACCAGUUACAGUAUUUCACAUCCGUUGAUAAUG
This is a messenger RNA of Candidula unifasciata, 4929 nucleotides long. Lineage: Eukaryota; Metazoa; Mollusca; Gastropoda; Stylommatophora; Geomitridae. The record is from the annotation of a GenBank genome assembly.